Molecule: messenger RNA, 372 nt
Organism: Phalaenopsis equestris
Lineage: Eukaryota; Viridiplantae; Streptophyta; Magnoliopsida; Asparagales; Orchidaceae
Product: protein OPAQUE1-like
Exons: 4
Biological process (GO): actin filament organization; vesicle transport along actin filament
Cellular component (GO): actin cytoskeleton; myosin complex; vesicle
Molecular function (GO): actin filament binding; microfilament motor activity; ATP binding
Source: RefSeq, a predicted model, not a curated record
AUGGCAGGAUUUGUAAAUUUCGCCGGGCUUUGGAAGCCAUUGGGUAUAAUCUCUCUUCUGGACGAAGCUUGUAUGUUUCCUAAAUCAACAAAUGAGUCAUUUACAACAAAGCUUUUUCAAAGCUUCCGUAAUCAUUCAAGAUUGGAAAAACCAAAAUUUUCAGAGACAGAUUUUACAGUUUCCCAUUAUGCUGGAAAGGUUACUUAUCAAACAGAUACAUUUUUAGAUAAAAAUCGAGACUAUGUUGUUGCGGAACAUCGCAGUUUGCUUUCUUCCUCCAAAUGUCAUUUAAUUUCUGGGCUUUUUGCGUCAUUUUCGGAGGAUGCUUUAAGAUCAUCAUAUAAAUUUUCUUCUGUCGCUUCAAGAUUUAAG